AAGAUUAGACGAAGCAAUCCUGGAAUCAGCCAAAGAAAAAGACUAUGAUAAGGAAAUCGAAAGUUCAGGAGAAUUUAGCGAAGCAGUGUUCAGUUGCUUAGCAAAGAUCGAGACGUGUUUGCACACUCGUCAGUCAAGCUCAGAUCAAAGUCCACAGGACACCAAAUCAGCACCGAAACUUCCAAAACUCACCCUGAAAACAUUUGAUGGUGAUCCUGCAAAUUGGCAAUCGUUUUGGGACUGCUACAACACUUCAGUCUACGAAAGCAAGUUAUCAGAUAUCGAUAAAUUCAAUUAUUUGAAAGGAUGUUUGAGCGGUCAAGCARCCAAAUCAAUCGAAGGAAUCCCUCUCACAGAGAAGAAUCUCAAAACAGCGGUGGAUAUUCUAAAGGAUCGAUUCGCUCAACCUCAGGUUCUCCUUUCCAGUUAUAUGAAUAACCUUCUUCAUAUCAACAAAGUCGAAAACGUCGAAAAUACAUCGAAGCUCAGGACAUUAUACGACCAACUUGAGAUAAACAUCAGAAAUUUGACAGCAAUGGGAGUCGAAAGUGACACGUACGGAACUUUGCUAAUACCGAUCAUCAUGGAUAAAAUUCCCAACGAGAUUUCACUAGAAAUCAAUCGAAAACUGGACAAAAAAGACUCAUUAAAUGCAAAUAAGGUAUUAGCAAUGAUCAAAGCGGAAGUAGAAGCCAGAGAAAGGUGUUCAACUUCAAGAGCACAGUCAGAAUUAAAAAACGAGUCAAGUGAAAGUGACAAACAUCAAGGAUACCGACGAAGACCACAAUUUAAUGCUACAAGUAGUACCUUGCAAACAAGUGAUAGGAACAUUGUUUAUUGCACCUUUUGUUCCAAAAAUCAUCCAAGUAUAAGAUGUGAUAUUGUAACAGAUCCAGCAUCAAGGAAAGAUGUUCUGAAAAGAAAAGGACGGUGUUUCAUUUGUUUAAGGUCAGGACACUUAUCAUCCAAAUGCAAGUCUCAGCAUAAUUGCCAUAAAUGUCAAGGUCGUCAUCACACAUCAAUAUGUAAUUCUCAGARUGGGACAUCUAGUAAUAAAGUCAUGUCUAACACAAGGACUGAAAACCCACUUCCAAACACAGCAUUUUCAUCACAACUGCAACCUCCGAAUAUGUUCUACAAAGAAUCAAGUUCGUCAAGCCAACCUGCUAAAACAACUGGCCUAUUUGUAGGUAAUGAUAACGCAGUCCUUCUACAAACUGCUAGAGCAUGUGUGCGUAACCCAUCUUCAAGAUGUACGGCCAAUGUCAGAAUGAUAUUCGAUUCAGGAUCGCAACGAUCAUAUAUUUCAAAUCCUCUAAGGAGUAUACUAGCCCUGCCAACAGUAAGUGCAUCAACAAUAUUGAUCAAGACAUUUGGAGAAGAAACAAGUGAACCAAAGAAGUGUGAUCAAGUACAGUUUGCUGUUAAGACUUUAGAUGGAACCGAGGUAUACGUUAGUGCUUAUACUACACCCCUGAUUUGUAGUCCUCUUGCAAAUCAAGCAAUAGACGUUGCGGUGAAUACUUAUGAACACAUAAAGGAU
Exaiptasia diaphana is the source of this 1543-nucleotide messenger RNA. RefSeq lists its product as uncharacterized. The record is from RefSeq and is a predicted model, not a curated record. NCBI's taxonomy places the organism in Eukaryota, Metazoa, Cnidaria, Anthozoa, Actiniaria, Aiptasiidae. The annotation marks the transcript as partial. The transcript has a single exon.